AUGACUUUCAAAUCCAUCCUCCUCGUCUCCCUGACGGUUCUAUUCUCGGGCGCUCUUACCCUUCCUAACUCCCUCGACCCGCUUCAGCAGACGCUGCUCGACCAGGACCCUCCUCCCUGUGGCGCAUCAUCCCCCGAGCCGCAGAUGCAGCAGGGUGAUACCCCAAUCUCGGGCCGAUCGUGGACAGCACGCUGGGGCGCCUGGGCGCAGCCGUGGCAAUUGCUGGCCUUUAAAGAAGGCAGCAUGCAGCGGCGGUUCCAGGUGUGUCGCAACACAGACUGCGAGUUUCGAGGCCCUGUAAAGGAGGACGACGGCUUCUACCUCAAGGACCUGAACGGCUCGCCGAAUUCGCAGCGCCAUCCCGCCUUCUUGGCCUUCUUGGAUCUCGGGGCGCAGAGCCAGCUCUGGCCCUACGCCAAUGACAACCUGGGCCGGCUGGCAGUCUUCAAGGGCUCGCCCACAGGGAAUGCGGUCAGGCUCCGCCUGAAGGAGAGCGCCCACGGAUUCAACGGGCUGCAUGUCAACUCGAAUGGUUGGCCUGGGCAUAGCUAUGUUUUCACCGAUCAGCAGCACAAUGGCCUGGCCUUGAGGUUUAAGCCUGCUUCUUGUUGA
Messenger RNA from Aspergillus uvarum CBS 121591, 612 nucleotides. RefSeq lists its product as uncharacterized. Lineage: Eukaryota; Fungi; Ascomycota; Eurotiomycetes; Eurotiales; Aspergillaceae. Bases 1 to 612 code for a protein of 203 amino acids. The record is from RefSeq and is a predicted model, not a curated record. The transcript has 2 exons.